AUGACGGGCCCUGGCGCAUUCAUCUGCAGCAAGAACAAUGCCCGACCGCACAUUGCCACUGACAAUGCUGUGUUAGUUCAGCAUGCUGCCGCUGGUGGAUGGGAUUUCCGACUAAUGUGCCAGCCACCACAGUCCCCAGACUUCAACGUGCUGGACCUUAACUUCUACUCGAUUCAGGUCCUGCUGGUCGAGUUGAUUGCAGCAUUGGAAGAACCGUUCGCGUCCCUACCUUGCGAGACCUUGGAAAAGACCUUACAAACGUGGAAGCGUGUUAUGCAUGUGGCUAUCGACAUCAAUGGCGACAAGGAACUUAAGAUUUCAUGCCUCAAGGCGACCGAGGGAGACGUUAUUGCUUUGGAAAUGAUGAGCUUGCGUCUCGAAGAGAACGAUAGAAUGUAUGAACUGUCAUCUCUGGUCAAUGUCAUGGAAGUGUAA
This is a messenger RNA of Aphanomyces invadans, 435 nucleotides long. RefSeq lists its product as hypothetical. Gene Ontology annotation, molecular function: nucleic acid binding. The transcript has a single exon. The record is from RefSeq and is a predicted model, not a curated record. Bases 1 to 435 code for a protein of 144 amino acids. NCBI's taxonomy places the organism in Eukaryota, Oomycota, Saprolegniomycetes, Saprolegniales, Verrucalvaceae.